Messenger RNA from Oryza sativa Japonica Group (Japanese rice), 1902 nucleotides. Its product is annotated as transmembrane emp24 domain-containing protein p24delta4. Lineage: Eukaryota; Viridiplantae; Streptophyta; Magnoliopsida; Poales; Poaceae. Gene Ontology annotation, cellular component: endoplasmic reticulum; COPII-coated ER to Golgi transport vesicle; Golgi apparatus. The record is from RefSeq and is a predicted model, not a curated record. Gene Ontology annotation, biological process: endoplasmic reticulum to Golgi vesicle-mediated transport; intracellular protein transport; Golgi organization.
AGGCCUUACCUUGCCAAGAACGUGGAGCCAAGUUUGGUCACCCGUUCCUCAUGUCAGUUCGUCAGUCGGGCCCACAGUUCGUGCCCCGCGCCGCAUGGGAAAAUAGAGGGAGGACGAGCAGCUCGUCUCGGUGGCCGGUGAGGAAGCCCGCAUCACCUAACUGCACCACCGCGUCGAGGAGCUCGCCGCCGUCCACCUCUCAGUGCCGCUCGGUCUCAAUCCACCGCCAGCGCUCGAUUCUCACCGCCGGAGACCGAUUCGCGCCACCCGAGCUCAAUCCGCCACCGGCGUUCGAUCUGCGUCGUCAGAGAUCAGUUCGCGCCGCCGGAGAACGAUUCGCGACGCCGGAGAUUGAUUCACGCCGUCCGAGCUCGUUUGGCAACGAGGAGGGAGGAGAGGCAUGGCGACCCGAGGAGGAGGAGGGGGGGAGGCGCUGCUUGGGCUGCGCCGCUCGGGACAAUAGCUGAGGACAAAAGAAAAAAAUGUUAAAAUAAUGUAUUGAUGAUGCCUUUAAUUACACGGUUGCAAAGUCUUCAUCAAGAAAAAAAUAUUCUUCUGACUGCUCUAAUUGAUAACCCAUUUGGAACAUGUAAACUUUUUAUAUAUUCCUAAGGAUAUUAGAUAAUCUUCUAUGGUGUUUAUGCAUAUUAGAUAAUCGUCUAUGGUGUUUAUGCAAAUUGGAUUUAGUGAUUAAUAAAAUGCAUGUGAAAUUGGGCUUAAACUAGGAGCACCAUAAGCCUAUGGCUCUGUUAUAGUGCCAUGUUUUUCUUAUGGCGAUAAAACUGGAAGGUUGCAUGCAUAGAACAUUUACCAUUUUCCAUUUUCCUAAUUCCGGCCUCCAGCCUUUCUUGGCAACUUCAUAUCAAGCAGAAAAAUGGCCCUUCUAAAGAUAGAGUGAUCAUUUGGUGCCUUUCCCAGCAACCUCAGCUCGUGUAGGCGGUGGCGAUUAUGGCACAACGGAGCGUGGUGUUAGCGUUGGCGCUAUGGUGCCUGGUGGCCGACGGCGAGGCGGUGUGGAUGGAGCUAUCUACAACAGCGACCAAGUGCUUCUCGGAGAGAAUCCAAUCAAACGUCGUCGUUAUCGGUGACUACGACAUCCUCUUCGAUGGGUACCCAACGCGCCCCAUACUCUCCAUCCAGGUGACAUCGCCUUAUGGAAAAGUCUUACACCACAGGGAGAAGGUUAUGCAGGGCCAGUUUUCAUUUAACACAGCAGAACCUGGAGUUUAUCUGGCAUGCUUCUCGGUGGAUACCUUGGAUAAGGAGCUGGUAGUAAACCUCAAUCUUGAUUGGAAAACUGGGAUUGCAACAAAAGAUUGGGAUGCUCUUGCCAAGAUAGAUAAACUCGAGGGAGUUGCACUGGAAUUAACCAAGCUAGAAACAGCUGUUCAAGCAGUCCAUGGAAACUUGAUGUACCUCAGAUCCAAAGAAUCAGACAUGAGAGAUGUAAGUGAUUGGACAAAUUUUAAGAUCACAUGGUUGAGCUUAAUGUCCCUUUCGGUCUGCGUUAUCGCCUCAAUUGCGCAAUUGUGGCACCUCAAACGGUUCUUUCGGAAGAAGAAACUCAUCUAGAUGAGAUGAAAAUUCUGCUAGUCUGUACCAAGAACUGUAUAUGUUCAGAAUAGACAGCAUUUUGGCCCAAUCCUUAACUAUACGUUCUGAAAAAGAGCACCAAAGGAUGAGCCAUGUGUUAAUUUUGCUCUCAGGUUCCUACCAUUUGUAUGAUUUUUUUACCAAAUAGAUUAGGCUCUGCUUUAUACUCUUUUUAUGUGUACAAUGUACUCUCCAAUGAGGAUCUACUUUGCUGGUUAAGAUUCCAUUCGUUUGCUAGAUUGAGGUUUACAAACUUCCUAUGAAUUGUACAGAAAUUAUUAUUCGAGAUAUAAGCUGCCAUUUUUGAAA